UCCGAGAGAGAUAGAGAGACAGAGUCACAGAGAAGAGAUUUGAAAUGCCGAAGAUAACUUUAGGAAACGAAUCACUUGUUGGGUCUUUGAUUCCAUCCAACAAGAAAUCUUACAAACUGACCAACAGGAUUCAAGAAGGGAAGACACCCUUGUACUCUGUCGCUUUCAACUUCAUCGAUGCUCGUUUCUUCACUUGUUUCGUCUCCGCUGGUGGAAAUGGGAUUAAUCUGUACAAUUGUCUUGAAGAUGGAAGCAUAUCUUUAUUGUCCGCCUUCACUGAUGAAGAUAAGGAGGAGUCAUUUAACACUGUAAGCUGGGCGUGUGGCGUUAAAGGGAACCUAUUUGUUGUGGCUGGAGGAGAGAAAGGCAUAAUCCGAGUCAUUGACGUAAACAAUGAAAAGAUUCAUAAGAGCCUUGUGGGCCACGGAGAUUUAGUAAACGAAAUCAGGACACAACCUCUGAAACCUCAACUUGUGCUUUCUGCUAGCAAGGAUGAAUCUGUUCGAUUGUGGAAUGUUGAAACUGGGAUUUGUAUUCUGAUAUUUGCUGGAAGUGGAGGUCAUCGAAACGAAGUUAUAAGUGUGGAUUUUCAUCCCUCUGAUAUGCACCGUUUUGUUAGUUGUGGUAUGGACACCACUAUCAAGAUAUGGUCAAUGAAAGAGUUUUGGACAUAUGUCGACGAGUCAUUCACAUGGAAGGAUGAUCCAUCAAAGUUCCCAACAAAAUUUGUACAAUUCCCUAUAUUUACAGCUUCGGUUCAUACAGAUUUUGUUGAUUGUAACCGUUGGUUGGGUGAUUGUAUUCUUUCGAAGAGUGAUGAGAUCCUGUUGUGGGAACCACAAAUUAAAGAGAAUUCUCCGGAAGAGGGUACUUCAGAUGUUCUACUUAGAUACCCUAUUCCAAAUUGUGAUCACUGGUUUAUCAAGUUUUCUUGCGACCUCUUUCUCAAUUAUCUUUCAAUAGGGAAUCAGGAAGGCAAGAUUUAUGUCUGGGAUUUAAAGAGUUGCCCUCCUGUUUUGAUUACAGUGUUAGCACACGAUAAAUCAAAGUCUGUGAUCAGGCAAACAGCUAUGUCCACUGAUGGAAACACAAUUCUUGCUGCCUCCGAGGACGGGACUAUAUGGCGUUGGGACGCUAUUAACAAGGAGCAAGCUGAUUCGGUAGAGGCUCAGCGCCCACCUUUGAAGGAGAAAGGGAAGGCCAAACUAAAGUAAUAGAGUGAAGAUGUUCUAGAAGAAGAUGUGCUGGCUACCUUCUAGAAGUACAUAAGGAAUAAGGAAUAAUGAUAAGAGGCAGGUCAGAGGAUCUGGGAUAACUGUCAGCUGGUGCUGUGAGUAUUUAAUUAGUCUAUAGCAAAAGUCUAGGGGAAAGAUAUAAAUGAUUUGAUCAAGUGGUUGUAAAGAGACAAGAGUCUCUCGUGUGGAAGGCUUUCUUUGUAAUCCUUGUUUCGAAUCAAUAGAAGCAUUAUCAUCUCUUAAA
Messenger RNA from Raphanus sativus (radish), 1479 nucleotides. Its product is annotated as polycomb group protein FERTILIZATION-INDEPENDENT ENDOSPERM. Bases 45 to 1214 code for a protein of 389 amino acids. Gene Ontology annotation, molecular function: nucleosome binding; protein binding. NCBI's taxonomy places the organism in Eukaryota, Viridiplantae, Streptophyta, Magnoliopsida, Brassicales, Brassicaceae. Gene Ontology annotation, cellular component: ESC/E(Z) complex. The record is from RefSeq and is a predicted model, not a curated record. Gene Ontology annotation, biological process: negative regulation of transcription by RNA polymerase II. The transcript has 13 exons.